AUGAAUGUUGGACCGUUCGCCAAUGCGACUCGGAUCGCUCCAAUGGUGGCGACGUCGGUAGUGAUCAUAACACUGCUCACUUGUGUGUCAUUAGCUAAGGCCAAGGACAUCUAUCUUGGUGGACUAGCAUGGCCCUAUUUCUCUGACACAGGCAGAGAUGCACCUGCUUACACCGUGUUCUGUGCUGGGCUUUCGAUCGUGGCGGUCGCUCUUAUCGUCACGUGGACUGUCAAUUACAAAUUUCAAGCUGAACUAAUUGAAAUGAAAUGUCAAGGGAAUGCAGAGAAAGUAUGCGGCAAAUAUACUCGAAAGUGCUGUCUAGUUGUACUGGUGCUUGGCGUGCUAUCUACUUUUGGACUACCGGUGCUCGCAUUUUUCAGCACGACAAGCUAUCCGGAUGUUCACAAGUAUGCCGCCUACUGGUUUUUUGUCUUAGAGGCCAUUGCAUUAGUAGUCAAUACAUAUGUGAGCUAUAAGCUUGCCCGUCUGACUGACAGGGGAAAAUCGUACUCCACGUUGGAGUCGGACGACCAGCCACCAUCAGCAAAAUUUUCAAAUCUAUUUGAAUGGUCGACUUCAGGCACUAAGCGCACAUUCUGUAUUCAGUUGUUUUUCACGACGAUAUUCUUGAUCGGAUUUCUUCUCUAUAUUCCGGUCGGUCUGGCAUUGAUUGACGACUUUCAGCGGCUCAGCAUUGCUGACUGUUUGAAUCUCGAUUUAGGUGAUAGAUACUGCAAUGACACUAUGAAGCUUAAUGAUGAGGAAACCGUCUUAUGGAACUAUGGUGCUCCGGAUUGUUGCCACUAA
Plasmopara halstedii is the source of this 807-nucleotide messenger RNA. RefSeq lists its product as uncharacterized. Bases 1 to 807 code for a protein of 268 amino acids. Lineage: Eukaryota; Oomycota; Peronosporomycetes; Peronosporales; Peronosporaceae. The transcript has 4 exons. The record is from RefSeq and is a predicted model, not a curated record.